Messenger RNA from Moneuplotes crassus, 871 nucleotides. The record is from the annotation of a GenBank genome assembly. NCBI's taxonomy places the organism in Eukaryota, Ciliophora, Spirotrichea, Euplotida, Euplotidae.
UCUCUUAUUUUGUAGUAAAUUUAAUUUUUCUCCUCCAUAUAUGGCUGCGUUUGCUUCUCACCUCAAAGCUCUUGCUAGCAUUAAACACUAGUGCUGAAUCUUAUAAAUUCUCUUUCAUUCGGAAAGUGUUUGAUUUAUUUUAAAUUGAGAUAUCUCUACUCAAAAUCUAGAUGGAGAAUGGCAGGACUUCGAUUACGAAAUUUCCCUUGAGAAAAUAGGCAAUAAAAAAUUAAUAUAUCUAAGUAAUUUAGGGAUUCUUCGAGAUUACCGAUCAAUAACAAUCGAUUGUUUAUAUAAUUGAGACUCAAGAUCUAAUAAUUUCCAGGCAAGCAUGAGCUAUAGACUGCGGAUAAAACAAAUCAGCAUAAAAUGAUAAAUUUUAGUGCUCUUUCUGUCACCAAAUAACAUUGCUGAUAAAUUUUUGACCUAAUUCUAGUUAUUAAUGUACCCAUCUGACUGAGACUUCACAGAUGAAGGAUGGAGUUAAUAAAUUUGUAGAAUAAAGUACUCUUAAUAUUCUCCUUUUAUACCAAAUUAUGCAUGAUAAGAACCUACAUAACUUUAGGUCAACUAUCGAACGUUCUCUUUGUUAUUUUUGAAGCAAAACUAUUAUUAAAUUACCAUCAGCCUUGGAUAGACUGAAGGAAAGUUAAUUAUAAUUUUGAGACCAAGGCAUUGAACUCUUUCGAAUUAAGAUCGAGUGCUAUGAAAGAAAGCUUAUCAAAAGAGCUAUGAUAAUAAUUCACAAGUUUGAAAGACUCUUGGUGAAGACUCUAUGUGCUAUAUCAACUCUCUAAAUUUCCUCAAAUUAUGGGGAAAGAUAUUUCGCAAUUGUUCACAAAAGAAUCUUGGGGUAUAUUAUCUGGUGUUG